GCGCACAGAGGAGCUGUUACUCAUGCAGAUGUCUACUGGAUGUUGGUGAGACUUGUGGCUUCAUGGAGAGUUUCCAGCCCCAGCAGUCUGUAUGGGACCUGGUAAAGGAUUGCGUGCCUGACUCUGAGCUUUCAGAGAUAAGGACUGUACUUGGAGAAGGACUGAUAGACAUGUACACUGAAAUAUAUUCUGAGGUGCAGAUGUGGGAGCAGAUUUGGCAAGAAGCUCAGAGUGAGAAGUGCAGGUCCCAUAUCCCCAGACCCUGCAUGCUUCUGACUGACCCCCCAGCCAUCAAAGAACUGCUACGGGCUGAGCUACAGCUACUGCUGCUCACUUUGCGAGAGAAAGCAGCCAGGCGGGGCAGAGAUGGAGAUGAAGUCAUGUCCCAGUAUAGUCCCAGGGUGGUGACCUAUGCACUUGGUGACAGUGGUGGAAAAGGAAGUCCAGGCAGCCAGUGUGAAGCUGCAAUACCACCUAGCAGGCCUGCGUCCAGUUCCAGCCACAGUGAAAGCAGAUCAAGCUCAAGACUCUCUUCUCGCUCCAGCUGUGAAGAUGAAAUUGAGGCUUUGAGGCACAAAUUAAACGUCACCCACAUAGAUGAGGUUGUGUCACAUCUCAAAUCAUGUCUUACUGAAGAGUGUGAGGCGUUGAAAAAGGACGUUCAAUUCCUGCAGGAGAGUGUGGAGUUAGAAUUUCAGAAGCAGAGGGAGCUGGAGUUGAUGGAGCCCACCCUAACAGAGCUAAAAGAGGAACGCCGCAUUAUCCAGAGAGACCUGCAUGUCCAGAAUUUGAUGAGUGAAACCUCAGAUAAGCUGAAGCCAGGCAGCUCUCCAGUCCCCAGCAGGGAAAUAAGAUUGACUGACUUUCCUGCAAGUGACUCAGAGAUGGAGAAUCCAUCAACCUCCCCAGUGCUGCCCAGGAUGAGUUGUCUUUAUCCCAAUCCCUCUCCUCCACACUUUAGCAGGCCUGUUCAUCCAGACAAGGCCAGGCACAGACUGUCCCAUAAGGUUACUCAGCCUCUACCCACGGCUCCAGCAAGCAGUGAGCCUCAAAUACUGGACUCAGAUCACUCACACACCAACCUGAGCUGCUUGACAUCCACAAUCUUGUCCAUAGAGGGGCCGCCGCUGACACAGAGUAGCUCUACUUCUUCCGCGACUCUGUUGAGGCCUUCCAGCUGCAGCAGCAAGCCCAGAGAGGAAGCACAUGCGGGGCCUCCCGUGAGAGUCGCAGCAUCCAGACUGAGCCCAGCUGCAAGCCUUGUCCACGGACAGCAGUGUGGGUCCUCUGUUUGCUCCAAACAGCUGGGCCUGGGGGCAGAGGCAGCCAGAGCCAGGACCCUGCUGCCCACUCCACCCACAGUGCAGAAAGUAGCCAGCAGGGGGCAGCGAGCAAGCAGACGCCUAGCUCUCCCUCAAGCUGGAAGCCUGCUCAGCCCCUCCUGA
This is a messenger RNA of Colossoma macropomum (tambaqui), 1445 nucleotides long. It is a transcript of the gene ccdc24, whose product is annotated as coiled-coil domain containing 24. Lineage: Eukaryota; Metazoa; Chordata; Actinopteri; Characiformes; Serrasalmidae. The transcript has 9 exons. The coding region runs from base 63 to 1445 and encodes 460 amino acids. The record is from RefSeq and is a predicted model, not a curated record.